Messenger RNA from Pelmatolapia mariae (spotted tilapia), 6119 nucleotides. RefSeq names its product Abelson helper integration site 1 (gene ahi1). Bases 170 to 3805 code for a protein of 1211 amino acids. The transcript has 27 exons. Gene Ontology annotation, molecular function: protein binding. Gene Ontology annotation, cellular component: ciliary basal body. The record is from RefSeq and is a predicted model, not a curated record. Gene Ontology annotation, biological process: motile cilium assembly. Lineage: Eukaryota; Metazoa; Chordata; Actinopteri; Cichliformes; Cichlidae.
GAGGACAGCACAAUCACUGCAGAGUAGAUACAUGCGCUAACCCUCGGCCAACUCUUCUGCUUCUUAUACAUACUUUUACGGACUGCUUCUGUGGAGCGAGAAUGAGAGUCUUAAGUCCUGGAUUAUUCUCAUUUUGCGCUCGGAAAGACAAACAUCACGCUGUCUGAGAAUGCCAGCAAGUGAGAGUGAAGACCGGGCAAAAACCCGGGAAAGAUUUAAUGAAGUCUUCAAGAAGUACACAGAAUCAGAGAAGAAAAAGAAAAGCACUGAAACACCGGAGACUAUUGUGCUUCAGAAUCUAAAAAAAAAUCUCAACCUUGAGAAGGACACAGAAGACAAUGAGACCAUCCUCCAGAACACAUAUGACCCAGAAGAGGGCAGCCCUCGCUACACUAAGAAUAAAAGAAGGGAAAUAGCAGAGAAGGUUAAUUUUAACAACAAUAGAAACCAAGAGGAGAUUAAAACAUCAAAAUCUAAAAGAAAAAGUAAGAGGGACCUUCCCUCUCCUCCUACGCCCGAGGACAUCGGAAGUCACAUCCAAGAGGAUGCAAAUGCAUCAAAGCCUGAAAUUCCAUUGGAUCCAGAUGAUUCUGUAGGUAGAAAGGCCCCAAAGAAGAAAAAUAAAAAAGGAAAAAGCAAAGGUGAUACAGAGGCUAAAGAAGCAAGCCAGGUGGAGGACACAGAAGAUAACCUAUUGCAUGAAUACCAGCAAAAGAUAGUAAAGGAGGAGCAGAGGACUUCAAGGAGGACAAGGGUCAAAGGAGAAGAUGAGAGUGCUGUCUCGCAAAGUUUUACGCUUAGUAAUGAUGUGGGGAAGAAGAAAAAGAAAAAGAUGAAAUCUGUAGUCACAGAUUCAGAUGCAGGGGAUCAAGAUGAAGAUACAGACCUGGAUGCUGAUGUGGAAAAUGAAACAGAAUCCAAGGGAAAGAAGAAAAAGAAGAAGAAAAAACAUGUUGCCAAAGAACAGAGUGAAGCGGAGUCAGAAGCACCUCAGAAACCAGUUUUUGAUGACAACCUUGUUCUUGGAGUGUACAUUCACAGAACAGACCGCCUCAAGACCGACUUGAUGAUUUCACACCCCAUGGUGAAGAUCCACGUUGUUGAUGAAGCCACAGGGCAAUAUGUGAAGAAAGAAGACUGUCAUCGCCCCGUAUCCUCAUUUUAUGAGCAGGAAAAUGUUGACCACGUUCUCCCGAUCAUGACCCAGCCUUAUGACUUCAAGAAGAACAAAUCAGUCAUCCCUGAGUGGCAGGAGCAGAUCAUCUUCAAUGAACGUUUUGGCUACUUUGUUCAACAACAUGACGAAGGCCCCAAAGUCAUACUGUUCUUUGAAAUCCUUGAUUUUGUGACUAUGGAAGAAGCAAGAGCCAACAUUGAUGUUGACAAGCAUGAUCGAGGUUUCCGAAAGAUUGCCUGGGCAUUUCUGAAGCUUGUUGGCACAAAUGGUGUGCUGAAUAUUGACAGUAAGCUUCGUCUCCAGCUCUUUUGCCCUCCACAUCGGGCAAAGAGCCAACCUAAAACAGUUGAGGUGGUUGAAUGGUGGAGAAAGUACCCAAGAACCAAAUAUGCAUCUACCCUCUAUGUUACUGUAAAAGGCAUUAAACUCCCCGAGCAUGUGGACCCUAGUAUUCGGUCUAUGAUGGCACUGCAGGAGGAGAGAGGCAGCACCUCCUAUAGUGAACUGCAGAAUGAGAUCACCAAGAGAAGUCUGACACAACCUCUAGACAGCAAACCUCCAACCUUGAGAUGGAGCAGGCUGCCUGGUCAGAUCUGUCGAAUUCCUAACAAGCCAAUGCUGGCAUUCCGUGGUGGUCAGAUGGGUUGUUUCACAGUACUCUUUUCUCACGCUGGAACCGUACUGGCUGCUGCUUGUGCUGACAAAGAUGCCUUCCCUGUUGUAGUGUAUGAGAUUCCCUCUGGCAAGGUUUUGGCUGCCUUCAAUGGUCACCUCAAAAUAGUGUAUGAUCUCUGCUGGUCCAGAGAUGACCGUAGCCUUUUGUCUGCCUCCUCUGAUGGAACUGUCAGAGAGUGGAAUGUAGAGAGGCUUCAAGUAACAGCCCAGAAGGUGCUCCCUCAUCCAUCGUUUGUGUACACUGCUCGGUACCAUCCCACAGCCCAGAACCUGGUGGUAACUGGGGGCUACGACUGCCUGAUACGAGUGUGGAGAGUUGAUGUUGGUGAUGUGAAUGGCCAGCUGCUGCAGGAGUUUGAGGGUCACGGCAGUUUCAUUAACACAGUUUGCUUUGACUCCGAAGGUCGAAGAAUGUUUUCUGGAGACAACAUGGGCCUCAUCAUUGUGUGGAAAACCUCAGUAAAUGACAGCAGGCAGCGGCAGCGGCAGCAGCCAUGUCGCCACUGGUGUACAGAGAGGAAAAUUGAUGAGAGUGAUCUCAGUGGUAUCCCCAUCAACAUGUUGCAGCUCCAUCCGAAUGGGCGGUGCCUGCUCAUACAUGCCAAAGACAGUGUACUGAGGAUGAUGGAUUUGAGAAUUCUGGCUGUAAAGAAAUACACUGGAGCCAUUAACUACAGAGAGAGGAUUUACAGUACUUUUACACCGUGUGGGAACUUCAUCUUUUCUGGCAGUGAGGAUGGGAUGGCGUAUGUCUGGAAUACUGAUACAGGUGAUCAAGUUGCAGUAUAUUCAGAGCUUUGUUACCCCACGGCUCUCCACGGCGUGUCAUUUCACCCCUACGAGAACAUGGUAGCUUUCUGUGCCUUCGGUCAGAGCCAGCCUGUCCACGUGUACCUGUAUGACCGCAAAGUUUCCCAGAUGGAGGUGCACAGUAUGAAAGCAGCAAGCAGAUCAGCUUCUGAAGAUAUCAAAACUGUUAUAAACACACCUGACCCUCUAGCUUUGCAGGACACAUCUAUUUCUGCAGCCAUGGAUCAGUUUGCCCAAGCAACAAGACUUGCACUGAAAAUGCAGUGUGUGAAGGAACAACUGGACUCAGUUCUGGAACCACGUCAAAGAUCUUCUGCUACUGGAUUCAUUUAUGAGCAAGAUAAAUUAAGCAGUACUCACACAGGCCGGAGCUUCACAUCAGAUGUCGGCACAACAGGAUUAAAUGCCUCACUCCCACCUCCAUCUCUCCUGUCACCACACUCCAGACUGAAGCUCACUGGUGCUCUGGCAGAGCAGCUUAUCCCACAGGCUUCUCUGAGCACUCAGCCCCGUGGGUUCAGUCCUGUCGGUCAUCUUCUAAAAGGUGCUUCGUCUUUUAGACUACAGACGACUCUUCUUGACCACGUCUCUUCAGGGAUCCACGUAGAAACAGAUUCUGCCCCUGUUCAGCAAGUAGUUGUUUCUCUUUAUGAUUACAAAGCAAAUCGCUCUGAUGAAUUGACCAUUCGCCGUGGUGAUGUCAUCCAAGUACUGUACAAAGACAACGAGAACUGGUGGUUUGGACGCCUUGAAAACGGGCAGCAGGGAUAUUUUCUUGCUUCUUACGUAGCAGAUCAGAGAGAUUACAAUGAAGAGGUGACUCACAUGGCUUUGUCUAAAGAGCCUGAUGAGAGGUCAACACCUACUAGGGUGUCUGCUGCCAUUAGUUCUUCUGGAGAACUUAGGUUUCUUUCCGAGCCGACGCUUUCCGACACAGAACCUGAGAUGGCAGUUACUAGAAGUAGAAGAAAAAAGAAGGUGAAAAAGCCACGAGUCCCUGCAGCUUCCUCUCAAGCCACGUUUUCAGAUGCAGACGCAUCAGCGUCGACCAGUAGCACCAGGAGGAUAGGCAGGUCAGCAGGGCGACCUUUGCCAAAGAGGCCAACAGACAACACAAACGGUGCCUUUGAACCUGAUCCAUAAACUCAUGGAAACAAACAGCAACCGUAUGUCUGCUUUAUUCAGAUUUUUAUUUCAGCUGUGAUCUAUUUUUCACUUUUUUUUGUUUGUAGAUAUUUUUUUAGUUUUGAAAAGUCACAGUUUAUAUUGCACCUAAUACAGAUUGAAUUUGUUAAAUAUGUUUGUAAAAAUAUUGUAAUUGUAUAAUGCUGAUAAACAUAUUUUUUGUACAUUGAAUAUUUUGAAUAACUUAUCCAUGUAAGAAAACAGAUAAUACUGUGUAAACGUAUGUAAUAUUGUAAUUUCACUUGAUUACCCUGGAAGAGAUUUAGAAGUUUUAUAUAUAUAUAUUUCUUCACAACAUAAAAAAAUUCCUUUAUAGUUUUAUUUCCAUCUUUAUAAUAAGCAGUCUUUGCAGUCCCUUACAUUGUCACAUUUGAAUGCUAAUGUACAAAAAAUGAGUGAAAAAACCAGUGUUAAAUAAAUCUAUAAUGCAGGCAGAAAAGAAGGUAAAACAUUUCAACAUUUCUAACUGCAGUGAAAUCUGCAAUAAAUUCCCUGUUUGAAGAAUUAGCACAGUACGAAAGGUUCAUUUUGACCUGUAUAACUGUUAUAUAACAUGAUUUUUGGAGGUAAUUGGAUGUUGAUGAAACAUUUACAUUCAGAUGCACCACCUUAAAUCAGUACACUUGCACUGCUUUACUUUUAAGCCAUUGGCCAUAAAAACUCAUUCUUACUAACCAAACUGGGUGGCUGGUGUUAUUGUGCGUGAGUCAUCAUGGCAGUGUUGGAGAAACUAUUACAAGGCAGUUUAAAGUACUUUGGCAGGUGUUUGUGUCUGUGGAUAUCUGCAUGGGAGUCUAACUUAUUGUUUAAAUUUUAAUGUGCAUGUUGCUCCCCAAAUAAGUGAUCAAAUAUAUCUGGGAACCCGUUGGGAAUGCAGCUGGACCCACUCCAUGAAUGUAUCUAGCUUUUUUUAAAAAAAUAUAUUUUAGGCAGUUCCCACUAUAGCACAUGCCCUAGGACCAGAUAAAAAUAACUAAAAGACACAAGAUUAAAACAAUGUCAGCCUGAUAACAAAUAAUGACUGAUAAGAUGUUUAAAAAGUUGUGUAACUUGGAGCUGGAACACAGGAUCAUAAGAGAGGGGUUCUUUCAUCUGCUUGUUGACUGUUUUCUUGGACCCUUAAAUUUAAAUGUUUAAAAAAAAGAGUUACCAUUUUUGCUGUUGUUGCAGACAGCACAAAUGUUUAAAAAACCCCAAAAUAAUUCUGUUUAGAAGAAAUCACAGUUCUUGAGGUUAUACAUGUAUAACUAUGGGAACGCCUCCUGUAGGGCCUCAUCGGAAGCUCAAAUGCCAUUAUGCACCUGACUAUGUCAGGAGGGGCCAUGGCCUCCAUAUAUAAUAGGCUGAAAUUGUGUCACAUGUCAUUCAAAACAAGCCCACCUUUUCAUUUUUUAUAGAGAGGAGGAUGGUCUGGUGAGACACUCAUGCUACUCUGAGAACCAGGGUUAUAUACAUAACCUUAAGUUCUCUUUCAAAGCAUUUGUUUGGUGAACAAAGAACCUGUACUGAGGACUGAAUGCGCUAGGUUAGGUGCUGUCACAUCUAGCUUGUAAAACCUAGCAAAUGUGUGAGAUGAGGCCCAGCAUGGAGUUGCACACACCUCCUGGAUAAAACUCCCUUAGAGAGAGCCUAUAAGGUAGCCAGGCCCCUAGUGGAAUGUGCAUGGAGGCCAGCUGGUAAAAGGCAGGCAAUACUAUUGGGGAACAUGUACUGAUAACCUUUGGGAUGAAGAUGAGGUCAAGAUGGGCUGGAAAGCAGCUAAAAAAAUCUCAGCCAGCCAAUGUUUCUCUUGCUAGCGCGGAGCUGUCAGGAGGGCCGCUGGUGGAAAAGUAUAGAGGAGGGUUGAAGCCUCUAGUCUGCAUUCAGUGGGUUGCCCCUGGACAGAAAAUCUGCUGCAAGGACAGUGGACAGUUUAGCUUAAACCCAACAGCACAGUUAUCGACAGCCUUCUGUAGGAAGUGAGAAGAGUUUUUGAAUGACAUCUGACACUAUGUCAGUCUAUUAUAUAGGGAGGCCCUAGCCCCUCCUGACAUGAGCGUCACUUAAAAAGCCUGUAAGAGCUAUCGUAAUGGCAUUUCAGCUUCUGAUGAGGUCACAUAGAAGGCGUUCCCAUAGUGAGAAACGAAAUGAAUACUAUGAAAGAGAACUUAUGUUCGUUUAAAGUUUAUGCCUACCUUUGUCGUUUUGUCCGUUGACAGAGAGAAUAAAGAAGCAUGAGAAAUGCCUGAGGACAGAGUGAUCAUUAAGAUUGUAUUGACAUAAAAUAUCUAAA